This is a messenger RNA of Entamoeba dispar SAW760, 405 nucleotides long. Its product is annotated as RNA-binding protein, putative. The record is from RefSeq and is a predicted model, not a curated record. Gene Ontology annotation, molecular function: RNA binding. The coding region runs from base 1 to 405 and encodes 134 amino acids. The transcript has a single exon. Lineage: Eukaryota; Evosea; Mastigamoebida; Endamoebidae.
AUGAGCAAAGAAUCAUUAGAAAAAGCUAUUAAAGUAAAUUGUACUACUACGUUAUUCUUUGCUCGUAUGGGAAGUAUUAAAAAAGAAGAAUUGAAACAGUACUGCGAACAAUUCGGUCCUGUGAAAGAUAUUUCAAUGAUGGUUGACACAGAAACACAAAGACCAAAAGGAUGUGGAUUUGUAAAGUUCAUGACCCAUGAGGAUGCUAAACUAUGUGUUGAAGAGGCACCUAAAAGAAACAAAAAUGAUCCACAUAAAAGAAAUUGGGUAAUUGAAUGGGCUAAGUCAUCUCAAAUCAAAGAAGGGGAUCUUGACAAAAUGACAAUUUACAUUUCAAAUCUCAACCAACAAAAUGAUAGUGAAGAUAUGAUCAGACAAAAAAUUUGGUGUUUAUGGAAAUAUUGA